UGGUGGAGGGGGCUGAUCCGGAAGGGUGGGCGCUGCGGGCGAGGCGGCGGGAAGGUUUUUACACGCGGAACAGUUGACAGGGCCCCUGCCGACCUCGACAGUGCUGCUGGUGGACAUGUUACCAUAUUUGUUCUCUCACUUCAGAAGGACGUUUGGAUCUCCGGGUCACUUUUAGAAUGGCUUCCAUCCCAGCUCUAACAGAUGAACUGGAGUCUGUGUCCAGUGAGCUCCAUGCAGUUGACAUCCAGAUUCAAGAACUUACAGAGAGGUACCACGAGCUCCUUCAGAGAAAGUCAGUCCUGACAAAGAGAAUCAAGCAGUGCUUAGAGGACUCUGCUGCCGAGGCGAGCGGCGACUGUGACACGUCUCCAGCUGCAUGGAGUAAAGAAGAUUUCCCAUGGUCUGGAAAGGUAAAACAUAUGCUGCGAGAUGUGUUUAAACUGCAGAAGUUCAGACCUCUGCAGCUGGAGACUGUCAACGCCACUUUGGCGAGAAAGGACAUCUUUCUUGUCAUGCCCACAGGAGGAGGGAAGAGCUUGUGCUACCAGCUGCCAGCGCUGUGCUCAGACGGUUUUACACUGGUGAUUUGUCCACUCAUCUCUCUUAUGGAAGAUCAGCUGAUGGUUUUACAACAGUUGGGGAUUUCAGCUACUAUGUUGAAUUCUUCUAGCUCUAAGGAACAUGUAAAAUGCGUGCACGCUGAAAUGAUGAAUAAAAACUCCCACUUAAAGCUGAUUUAUGUGACUCCAGAGAAAAUUGCAAAAAGCAAGAUGUUCAUGUCGAGGCUAGAGAAAGCCUAUGAGGCCGGGAGACUGACUGGAGUGGCGGUGGAUGAAGUGCAUUGCUGCAGUCAGUGGGGACAUGACUUCAGGCCGGAUUACAAAUCACUCGGCAUCUUGAAGCGCCAGUUUCCCAACAUCUCACUGAUUGGGCUGACAGCAACAGCAACCAACCAUGUUUUGAAGGAUGCACAGAAAAUCCUAUGUGUGGAGAAAUGUUUGACAUUUACAGCGUCUUUCAACAGACCAAAUCUCUACUAUGAGGUUCGGCAGAAGCCCUCGAAUGCUGAAGACUUUAUCGAAAACAUUGCAAACCUCAUUAAUGGACGGUACAAAGGAAAGUCAGGAAUCAUAUACUGUUUUUCUCAGAAAGACUCUGAACAAGUCACCAUUAGCUUACAGAAGCUGGGGAUCCGUGCAGGCACUUACCAUGCCAACAUGGAGCCGGAGGACAGGACCAAGGUUCACACGCAGUGGUCAGCCAAUGAGCUUCAGGUGGUAGUGGCAACAGUCGCAUUUGGCAUGGGAAUUGAUAAGCCCGACGUGAGGUUUGUCAUCCAUCAUUCAAUGAGCAAAUCCAUGGAGAAUUACUACCAAGAGAGUGGGCGUGCCGGUCGCGAUGACUGGAGAGCAGACUGUAUUCUGUAUUACGGCUUCGGAGACAUAUUCAGGAUCAGCUCGAUGGUGGUCAUGGAGAAUGUGGGACAGCAGAAGCUGUAUGAGAUGGUGUCAUACUGCCAGAAUAUCAGCAAGUGUCGCCGUGCGUUAAUAGCCCAACAUUUUGAUGAAGUGUGGAAUGCAGACGCCUGUAACAAAAUGUGUGACAACUGCUGUAAAGACGACUCGUUUGAGAAAAAGAAUAUAACCGAGCACUGCCAAGCCCUGAUCAAGAUUCUGAAGCAUGCAGAAGGACUGAAUGAAAAGCUCACCCCACUGAAGCUGAUUGAUGCUUGGAUGGGAAAGGGAGCAGCCAAGUUCAGAGUGGCUGGCGUUGCUGUCCCAGCCCUUCCCCGAGAAGACCUGGAGAAAAUCAUCGUACAUGCUCUCCUGCAGCAGUAUCUCAAGGAAGACUACAGCUUCACGGCUUAUGCUACCAUCUCGUAUCUGAAGGUGGGACCCAGAGCUAGUCUUCUCAGCAACGAAGGCCAUGCUGUCACUAUGCAAGUGAAGAGGUCCACCCAGAGCAGCGUUAGGGCUGCGUCACCUGGAGCUUGUGGAGUGGAUUCAAAGGGGAAAGAAAAGAGCUCAGGUAACUUCCAGAAGUCUAAAAACAGGCUUCAGCCAUCUGGCUCUAAGAACACAGGCGCUAAGAAAAGAAAACUUCAUGAUGCUUGAGUGUUACUUAAUCUGACACAAUGUAACUGCUUAUGUGUGUUUAUGUGUGGGUCACUUUUAUAAUCAGCUAUAAUUUUUGAAACAACUUUAUGUUUUAUACAUAUAAAGCUGUUAUUUUCAGAGCUUACUUACAUAAUAAUGAGAAGUACAACUUUCAUGUAAAGUUGUCUAAACAUGAUAUAGCUGACAUUAAGUCCACGUAGCUUUUGUAAGCCCAUUUGCCUUGCUGUAACUAGCUGUUAUCUUCUGACGUGACUCUCCUUUAAAGCAGUACAAUGCUGACAUGGGCUCACCUUUCCAAGUGGGUGACAUUUUAAGCUGAGCAAUGUGGAUGACUUCUGGUGAGAAAAGCUGCUGUUCUUGUUCAGAUAGAAACAGUAAGUCGACAGUAAUGAAUGUAUCAGCAAGAAGGCUCUGCACAAUCUGCACACUGAUCUAAGUAAACCGAGACAGCAAGCCUCCUGAAACCCCAGCCUUACUAUGAUGUUCAGGCAAACAAAGGAUCUGGUGCUUUGUAUGAGUCAAGGUUUAUUGUCAACUGUGUACUAGAAGUGUUCAUCUGCAAAUCAGUCAUUAAAUAGAUCCAUCCUAAGGA
Messenger RNA from Rattus rattus (black rat), 2709 nucleotides. It is a transcript of the gene Recql, whose product is annotated as RecQ like helicase. Lineage: Eukaryota; Metazoa; Chordata; Mammalia; Rodentia; Muridae. Bases 177 to 2114 code for a protein of 645 amino acids. The transcript is spliced from 15 exons. Gene Ontology annotation, molecular function: 3'-5' DNA helicase activity; nucleic acid binding; four-way junction helicase activity. The record is from RefSeq and is a predicted model, not a curated record. Gene Ontology annotation, biological process: double-strand break repair via homologous recombination. Gene Ontology annotation, cellular component: cytoplasm; chromosome.